Messenger RNA from Metarhizium album ARSEF 1941, 3717 nucleotides. RefSeq names its product Calcium/calmodulin-dependent/calcium-dependent protein kinase. The record is from RefSeq and is a predicted model, not a curated record. Gene Ontology annotation, molecular function: ATP binding; protein kinase activity. The coding region runs from base 1 to 3717 and encodes 1238 amino acids. The transcript is spliced from 2 exons. Gene Ontology annotation, biological process: protein phosphorylation. Lineage: Eukaryota; Fungi; Ascomycota; Sordariomycetes; Hypocreales; Clavicipitaceae.
AUGGACUCAUCGCACAAACCGCAGCAACAAUCAUCGCAAUCCCCGCCAGAGCCGACUGCGCUGCAGCCUCUGUACAAUCAUCUCCCGCCUUCGACAUCGUUGCCGCUUCGUACCGCCAGCAGCACGCCGGUCUCGUCUCCCGGUCUCUUCAGCCCGACCGCCUCUCGUCAUAAUCUCACUGCUCUUCCUUACACCUCCGUUUCCGAAUGCAAUACGCCCGCGCCAAUCGGCAGCAGCCCGUUUCUUCAUCCGCUGCAGACUCAUCGGGUUAGGGAAACCCACAAGGCCCUAAUCGACUCCGACAACAUUACUGGCCGCAAGAUAAUCAACCAGUAUGAGGUCAUUGAGGAGAUUGGCCGUGGAAUGCAUGGCAAGGUCAAGCUUGCUCGAAGUCUCGAAACUUCCGAUAAUGUUGCCAUCAAAAUCAUUCCUCGAUUCUCAAAGAAACGACGGCUUGGCAAAGUGAUGGCUCUGUCACCACAGGACAAGACCAAGAAGGAAAUUGCCAUUCUCAAGAAAAUCCGUCAUCCCAACGUUGUCGCAUUGCUGGAAGUCAUUGACGACCCGGAACUUAAGAAAAUUUACAUGGUACUCGAGCACGUUGAACUAGGUGAGAUUGUGUGGCGAAAGAAGGGCUUACCGCACAUCUGCCAGUGUGAGCGACGCAGAGUCGAACGAGAAAUGGGCUGUUCUGCGCCCUCCGCCGAGGAGGAGCAAUACAACCAGCUGCUCGAGCGCCGACAAGCCAUCAAGGAAUUGAAGCGGGCCAAGAUGGCCCAGACUUUCGCCGGUCCGUCCGAUUACUGGAGCGUCGAGCAUGGAGCAGCCGACGAGGGAAGCAGUGCGAGCCAUUGGUCUCGCAUCUCGUCACAUGAAAAUUUUGCCCUCACCGACGGGCCGUCGUCGCGCUCAGGCUCGCGACGCUCCUCCGUGGCCCCCUCAAGAUCCAUGUCAAUUGCCUCGACCGGUUUAAUGGCUUCUGAACUCGCCGAGGACGUUUCGUGGGUGGAUGACAUGGAGACACCUGGCCCCCUUCACUCAGCUCCGGGUUCUACCACGGCUCUCGACAGCAUCAUGGGUGCAACGUACACCGAGGAUGGUCCUCGAAGGGAAUUCCGGGAGCGAUCGCCCAGUAUGGCUGAUUCUAUCAUUUCCCACAUGUCUUCAGUUGACUACAACCCCUACGCGCACGAUCCCUUUGCCGAAGACUAUUCCUUUGUCCCCUGCUUCACAUUUGAGAAGGCUCGAUCUACAUUCCGGGAUACAGUCUUGGGCUUAGAGUACCUCCACUAUCAAGGCGUCGUCCAUCGAGACAUUAAACCAGCCAAUCUCCUUUGGACCAGGGACCACCGCGUCAAGAUUUCCGACUUUGGAGUUUCCUAUUUUGGGCGACCCAUCCGCGACGGUGAAGCCGACGAUACUGUAUCCGAGUCUGAAGCUAAGGACUUUGACGACGACCUGGAGCUAGCCAAGACAGUGGGCACUCCCGCCUUCUUCGCUCCCGAGCUCUGCUAUACGGAUAUUGACAGCAAGCAUCAGCCAAAAGUCUCGGAGCAAAUCGAUGUGUGGUCGCUUGGUGUGACGUUGUACUGUCUCAUCUUCGCUCGUAUUCCGUUCCUGGCCGAGGAUGAAUUCCAAAUGUUCCGGAAGAUUGCAAAUGAGGACGUACACAUCCCUCGUCGCCGCUUAAAGCCUGUUGAUCCUUCGACCUCCCCAGUGGAGCACUCCCUUUUCAAGAGACAGAACGCACAUCCGUACCGAGACGACAAUGACUUGGAGUAUGAGGACGUGGACAACUUAUUGCACGACCUGCUUCGUCAGAUGCUGACCAAGAAUCCCGAGAAGCGAAUUCGUCUGCGGGAUAUCAAGCGACAUCCCUGGGUCGUCCAUGGCCUCAGCAACGUCGCGGGCUGGCUCGAUGAAACUGAUCCCGCACGUCCUUCACAGGGCAGGAAGAUCCAAGUCGAUGAGAAAGAAAUGUCAUACGCUGUCGUUCCUCUCACCUUUUUGGAACGAGCUCGAUCAGUCGUGAAGAAGGCAGUCGGCAGGGUGAUGCAUCCACUUGUGGAACGGGCCGACAGCAAACCUCGGAGACGAGCCGCGAGCAGCGUGGCAAGCUCGACCGGCGACAGCAUAUAUAAACACGGGGGCGCUGGCCUGCAUCCCAGCUUCGAGCGCCGAUCAAGCCUUCGUGUCGAGGACUACUUUCCUGGCGCCACCAAAGACGGGCUUGCAGGGUCGGACCAGCCGGCCACCACGUCUCCCUCGACCGCCACAGUCCAGGCCGACACCGCGUACGACCCCCUCGCCACGGUCUUGCAGCCUGUAGAAGGUGCCAAGGAUCACCGUCACCAUCAGCUGUGGAGCGCACCCGAAAACAACGAUGACGGCAACGGGGGUUGUGAUUUCUCCGCAUCCAGCGCGUGCGCUCGACGAUUUCAACGCCAUGUUGGUCAUCGCAAAAUGGCGCCGCAGUUCUUGCAGCUUGCUCCAGCCCUUCCGGCGACGCAGUCUACCCCAGCCACUCCCCAUGCAGACGUCCUCGAAGAGCUUCCUCAGGAUGGCAGCCGGAGGUCCCGUGCUGUAGAAUCCCAAAGCGAAGACAACUCCCGAUCUGCGUCGGUCGAGAGGGGCCUCUUUAGGAAUGCGGAUAAGCAUGCCAACGGGUCCUGCUCUGUUUCGACCGCCACGGCAUCCGGAACCAUGCACCGCCACUCCGGCCCCAUUGCAUCUCUGGACCUAGGAAGAGGCAGUAGGGGAGGAUACAGCACCCCUUCGCCCUUGUCUUCGUCACCACGGGCGAACGCUGCCGCGUAUCGGCAUGGGCAGCCUCGCUCGGAUUCCAAUCUCAAGAACCGAUGCGGAUUUGGCUUGAAUGCUCCGCAGAUCGCUGUAGCGCAAGCCCACCGAGCCAGGGCCCUGACUUCCCUGGCUGAGAAGAACGGCUGCACAUCUACGAGCCCCGAAACUGAAACCACGCAAGCGGUUGUCGAGCCUCUUCUCGACUCUCAAAUCCUAUCUCCUCCGAAGCUCGAACCUGCCAAUGUCCCAUGCCCGCCUUCUCCAGAACAGGCAGCCUUUUCGAGAGGGGACGCCCUGAACACGACGAAGUCAUCCAGCCUGGAGUCAAUGGACGGAAUGGGAACGCCUCUUACAAGCCCAAGUGAGACGACUAGCCCCCUGCUGAUGGAACGUCCGAAGACCGUCUCUGGACAGCUCCUGGUGUUCCAGUCAGACCCGUCACUGCCCGCUCUGCUCAGUGGUGCCAGUUCCGUCUCUGCCGACAUGGAAGCGGAACUUUUGGCUAGGUCUGGCGUUGGUGGCCCGACAUCUCGAUAUGAAGGAUCCUCGGAAGCAAUCACGCCGCCUGCACUUGUCAAGGAGCCAACCAAUGGGUUUCCCAUGACCCCGAUGUUUGAACAUACCCAAAGCCUGGCUGGUGACUCGUCGCUACACCUUCAGCUUGGCCAUGACAGAUCGGACACUCCUGAGGACUUGGACUCACCGACACCUCGUGUUGACGAGGACGACGAUAGCGACGAUGGAAUUUUCCUCAUGGCAAAGUCCAAGAAAAAGGCGUCACCAACCAGCGCGUCGCACCCCCCUCGACCGUUCGAGGCGAAGAGACGUGACACUGGUGCAAGCACGGCUAGCGACGAAACGGCCAAAAAGGUGUCCGUCUAUUGCGAAGAUUACCCGCGUCACCGGGACUCAUAA